Rotaria sp. Silwood2 is the source of this 771-nucleotide messenger RNA. The record is from the annotation of a GenBank genome assembly. Lineage: Eukaryota; Metazoa; Rotifera; Eurotatoria; Philodinida; Philodinidae.
AUGGCAAAAGUAUUAUCCUGUGGUAUUGGAUUUAUGCGAGGCAUUUUACUACUGUUGAAUAUAUUUUUUGUAUUUAUUGGUCUUGGUCUUAUUGGGCUUGGUGUUUAUGUCAAAGUUGACAAUAAACUUUCAGCAGUCUUAAGUAAAUUUACUGAGGUAAGCAGUUUCGAAGGACAAUCACUGGGAUUUCUAGCAUUCGUUCUAAUUGGUGGCGGUAUUUUUACACUUAUAAUAGCAGUAUCCGGCUAUUUCGGAUCUUUAUGGCACAAUCGAUGUUUAUUAUAUUUGUAUGCUACCAUUCUUGGUAUUCUGAUGAUUAUUGAAUUAGUUGGUUUUAUCUUAGCAUUUGCAUAUAAGAGCAAACUUGAAGAUGUAUACAGUAAAAGUUUAACAAAAGUCUUUACUAAUGCUCUAAUCGUCGACGAUACAAAAGUAUUGAAUGCUUUUCAUGAUAUGGAGAAGUCAUUGGCAUGUUGCGGUGUAAAUGGCAAAACGGAUUAUGAUAACAGUGGAAAACUUGCACCCGAUAGCUGUGUUAAAUAUCCAACAGGCUGCUCUACUAUUAUUAUUAACACUCUUGAAAAAAAUUUACCAAUCAUUGGAGGUAGUUUAGGUGCUGUUUUAUUCUUGGAACUAUUAGGUUUCAUUGGUGCAAUUGCAUUAGCUGUAGCGCUCAGACAUGCAUCUGACGGCACUUACUCAUCAAAUGCUAGAGAAGUUAUUUCUUAUGUUGUACCAGGUAGACGUCGUAAUUACAAUAAAGUUUCAUAA